AUGGCGAUGGUCAAGAUCCUCGGCUACGGGUCGCUCCUUUCCGAGACGUCGGCGCGGUCGACCUUUGGCGCGACGAUGCAGCGUUUCCGCCUUGUCCGUGUGCAUGGCUACCGCCGCGUCUUUGCGCUGCCAGGCUCGAUCUUCUUCCCCGAGCAGAUUGCCAACCCCGCGACAAAGGAGUUUGCCUGCCUCUGCGUCGAGCCAAGUCCGGGUAGCAGCUUCAUCGUGAGCGUCUUUGAAGUACCAGAGGACCAAGUACCUGCGUUUCGCCGCCGCGAGCACCUCUACGACAUUCAGCCCGUCGAGUACGAAGAGGCGGACGGCUCGCGAGACAAGGCGCUCAUGUGUCUUCGUUGGACCGACGAGGCGGUGAUCCAAGCCAACGGCCAAGCUUUCUUUGACGAGCGCUACCGGCAGUAUGGUCUGGACACGAUCUGGGGCUGGGGCCCCGAGAGCGGUAUUCUUCCGUCCCGGGUCUACCUGCGCCACUGCCUCCUCUCGGUGGCCAAGCUCGGUGAGCAAGUCCGCACGGACUUUUUGAAGCAUUCGUUUCUUGGUGACCGCAAGACGACGGUUGAAGCCUACAUCGCCGCCCACCCCGAGAUCAUGGACGCGCUGCCUCCUCCGUCGCUUGUCAGUCGCUACAGUGGAUAG
Messenger RNA from Saprolegnia parasitica CBS 223.65, 654 nucleotides. RefSeq lists its product as hypothetical. Bases 1 to 654 code for a protein of 217 amino acids. The transcript is spliced from 5 exons. NCBI's taxonomy places the organism in Eukaryota, Oomycota, Saprolegniomycetes, Saprolegniales, Saprolegniaceae. The record is from RefSeq and is a predicted model, not a curated record.